AUGCCCCAGCGUAGACGAUCUUCCUUGAUUGAUCAAAUGGCCAUGGUGGCCGCCAACCAGCCCUUUAUGGAAGACAUUAGUGAAGGAAGCAACGAUGAUGACGACGACGACGAUGGAGUGGAAGAUGGCGUCAUGGCUUCAACCGACAAUGAUACUGUGGGAGAAACGGAAAUGGUCUUUAACACGGAAUUGGACGAUGGUUCCAAUGAAUAUUCCAUUGAUUUGGUAGAUUCGCAAGGAGAAUCUGUGAGUAUGAUGGACUUUGAAGACAGUGAUGAUAAUGACGACGAUGGGGACGACGACGACAAUGAUGAACGGAACACCCUGGACUAUGAUACCACCAAUACGGCGCUAUUAGGUAUGGGAGGUAUGGGAAUGGGAGGAAAUGGUACCAGCUUUCGGGCUCGUCCUUCCUUUCGAUCCGAGGGUAUGAAUAUGAAUUCUCAAGGACCACCAAUCGAUUAUGCCUCCUUAAUGUACGGACCUGGGGAAGGAGGCCUCGGAGCACGGUCUUCUUCUGCCGAAGCAUCGUUGGGGGGCAUGGGGGGUUCUCGAGUGGAACGACGCCGCCCACUUUCCAUUUCCGUUCCCAGCUCAGCUGCCAAUUCUGAUGUUGAAAGUGGCGGUCCACAACAACGACGAACCUCCAAUCGCAUCAUUCAUGCGAUUGGAGAAGAGGGAUCUUCCAAACCAAGCGGAAACUCCAUUUUGAGUUUUGCUCGUCGGGCGUCUCGCAAGGCAUCUACCACCACUAGCUCCUUGGGAAGUGAUAAGUUUGGAUCGGCCAUUGAAAAGCUCAAAAACAACGAUUCCAACAGCGAAUGGGAAUCCGUGGCGGCCGCGGUGGCGGUCGUCCAAGAGGGAGAACGGAGGGCGACCAAUACCAACAAGUCUCGAUUGAAUCAAUUUUCAGCCGGCGAUACCGUCUUAGUGUUUUUGACCUUGCUCAAUGUGACAAAUUCGGAGGAUCCCAAGGAUACCUUUACCAUUGCGGCGGUCAACAAAUUUGGAUUUCCCGACGGAGAGGGCAAGACAGAUGAUGAGAAAAGGGGACCUUACAACUUUGUAUUGGCGACGGUCAAACAAUUGCAUUUUGAAGAAGACGAUCGGUACUACACCGUUGUACGGGCAGACACUGGAAGUGAACAGCGGGCCGAUUCUGGAUGGAUGGAACCAUUAACCGAUCCAGCAGGCCAAGAGGCUGCUCGACGAGCUGCCAAGAAGACGAUUCGGAGUCAAUCGAACGAUGAUGUUGAAUUGGCGGACGAUGGUGGAUACAUUCAAGAUGUGGUGACUUGGAUUGUGGAUGCAAUUGUGUAUCCGUUCUUUUACUUUACCAAUACCAUUUUGCCGGGAUGGCGCAAAUUGCGACUGACGGCCAAGGUCCGAGUCUCUCAAUUGCUAUACGGAGAUUCACCCUUUGCCUGUCGGGUCCGAGUGACGGGUAUUAAUCUCUUGGUCCUGUGCAGUUUGAUCUUUUUGUUCUUGGAAGUGGCCAAUCUAGCAUUUUUGCCACCCGACUUUGAUGCGCAAAUUUCAUUGGUUGUGAUUGUUGCUUGGGCCUGUCUCGUCAUCGAACUGUUGUUGGAGAUUUUAAUUCGACCACUCGAUUACAACGACUUGAUGGAUUCAGACAAGGCCUUUUCUCCUACGACGGCACGCCACAUCUCGUUCUUUCAUAUUUUCUUCGAAGCGAUUGCGUUGGCGACCUUUGUUCCCGAAUUAUGGUGCACAAUUCGCCACGAUGAAGUCUGCGACAAGCAAGGUUUGUUUUCGCGGUCCCGCAGUACCAUGGAUGCGGUUUUGGGACAGUCUCCAUCAAAAGUCAUGCUGGGACGAACGCUAAUGGGGAUUACAGCCUUUCGUUUCUUUGGAGUGGUCCGACAUUGGAAACAAGCCUUGAUCAAUGAUACCUAUCAGUCCGUAAAGUCCUCCAAUGGGCUGAAACGAUUCACUCGGGCUAGUGCGGGUGACUCGGUUAGCUCCUUUUCUACGUUAAUUUCGAAACGAAAGUCCAAGGGAUCAAAGAAGAAUGACGAUGAAUUGGAUCGAAGCCGUCAUGGAGAAAAAGACGAUGACACGAAACGAUCUUCUACAGAAGAUGAUGAACGUCUCAAGAAUGCUGCUACCAUAGGAACCGCAUUGAUGGUCGUGAAUUCGCAACGAGCUUUGGUCUUGUUGACAUCCAUUGUUCUCAUCCUUCCAUUGCUGAUUUCUCGAGUCAAAACCAACUCCAUUUCGACUGACUUGACACGGGUCCUACAGGCAAAUAACGUCCAAGCCCUGGAUACUGAAGACUGUGAUUAUUUGAAAUCAGCAGUAGACUCUUGGCUUAGCAUUGCCAUGGUUCCACAACCAGAAUCCUUUGUGAAAUCGCAUGAAGAUACCUUUGUACUUUGGGCGCAAGUGCUUCCAGUUCGUUGCGAUUGGCAAAGGGAAGAUGGGAUCAUUACUCACUGUGAUAACAAUACUCUUUUCGAGCAAGGUCAUCAGGAAGCUUGUGAGCUUUGGGACGAUACAUUGCAAUGGGGAAGUUUUUCGGAUGAACAAAUGAAAGGAUGGGAACUUGAAGAAAAAGUGGACACUGUCAGAUCCAACUUGGCACAAGAAAUGAAUUUGAGAAUGCCAGCUAUCCAAUGGAAAUGCCUCUUUGGAUUGGAAAGCGUGCCUUGCAAUGUUGGGUCUUCGUCGGAAGCGGAAUACAGUGUGACUGUUUACUACAAUAACCACCCCACUGUGUCAUUGGCCAAUACAAGUUUGUUCUUUCUUCUCCUUGGGAUUCUGAUUCUUGGGCUGUACAGUCUUUCAGCGCUUCGCAGUGACGCCAUUCGACUUGUUCUUGAUCCACUUCAAAGAAUGUUGAAAAUUGUACUGCAAUAUGCCGACAAUCCCCUAUCACAUAACGUAAUGAGGUCCGGGUCCAAGACUGACGACGAUGACAUGACGCAGAUCGAUGCGAAAGAAAUUGGAAACUACGAGACAGAACAGCUGAUCAGUGCGAUCACAAAGAUUGCAGAUUUGCUCCGAAAAUGCUGGGGAAUCGCUGGAGCUGGUAUUAUCUCUUCAAAUCUUGCCAGAACAGUGGAUGGGAAAACGGUGGUCUUCAACCCGACCGUCCCUGGAAAACGCGUCUAUGCGCUCUUUGGAUUUGUGGCUAUCAACGGUUUCAGUGACCAGCUUCGGCGAUUGGAUCGUGACGUCAUGAUUCUUAUCAAUGAUGUAGCACGGGUGGUUCACGAUGAGGUCUAUCGAUGGGCGCUUGGUGACCACGGCCAGUGUAAUAAGAAUCUGGGCCCAGCUUUCUUAAUGGUCUUCCGUAUUGGUGAUUUCUCGGAAGUGCACAAGAAGAAGCAAGUUGCCACUGAGAAACUCUUCCGAUCGAAUAAGGGAAAGAGGACAAGCGGCAAGACAGGCCUUCGUAAUAGACGGAGCGGUCGUAGCGCACGAAGCUCCAACAGAGGGGGUGAUGCUCAGAUCGAUCUCGCGUCGCUGCCUGGUAUCCAAGGUUUCACGGAUCGUGCUUUACUGGGUAUGCUGAAAUCAUUUGCCGGAAUCCAUCGUGACAAAAACUUGUACGUGUGGCAAAGUGACUUCCGUCUCAGUGACGGAGUUGGAAAGUACUGCGUCGAUAUUAUUUACGGAAUGGAUGCAGGAUGGGCUGUGGAGGGAGCGGUUGGCAGUGAAUACAAGAUUGAUGCGACAUACCUGUCACCACAUGUCAAUAUGGCAUCGCGUAUGAUGAGUGCGACAAAGCAGUACGGUGUGACUAUCUUGUUGAGUAAGGCCGUGGAGGAACUAUUGUCCAAGAACUGUCGCAAGAAACUUCGCCAUCUUGACACGGUGUAUGUGAAGGGAAGUAAUGUCAAACAGCAAAUUUUCACUUACGAUGCAAGGCACGAAGGGGUUGAUUUCUUUUUGAUCGAAAGGAGCCCAUCGCAAGCCGACAUUGAUGCCGAGGCGUACACGCCAAAUGUCUGGGAUCACGAUCAAGAUGUGAAAGCGAUGAGGCAACAUAUCAGUGAAGACUUUCUGGAAGCUUUCAACAUGGGUGUAAAGGAGUACCUGGGGGGAAACUGGACGGAAGCCUACAGCUUGCUAGAAGAGGCCGACAACAAAUUGAUUGCAAAUAUCAUUGAUGAGGGAUACCUUGAAUUGGAUCCAGAUGAAUUCCCCGGAGACAUCUUUGACCGGAACAAUAAGAAUGAGGAAUUGGUCAGGUUAAGGCAUGAUCUUGGUGAUGGAGCUUGCAGGGUGCUCAUGUCUUACAUGAAAGGAAGAAACCUUACUGCACCUCCAGAUUGGGACGGCGUUCGAAAGCUUUCGAGCAAAUAA
Messenger RNA from Cylindrotheca closterium, 4332 nucleotides. NCBI's taxonomy places the organism in Eukaryota, Bacillariophyta, Bacillariophyceae, Bacillariales, Bacillariaceae. The record is from the annotation of a GenBank genome assembly.